GGAAGUGACGUAGGGCUCAAACGGCAACAACAGUUUUCCACGUGCGCGUAGGGCGCCAAAGUCAGGUGGGCCGGCGGGAGCCAAUGGGGAAAGGUUUCGUGUAGGUCUUCUCUAGAGGCGGUCGCGCAAGCAACAGGCUCCCGCCAGUAGUGAGCGGGCCGAGGAGGACGGAGGUUGCUCGGCUGUUGGAGGCGAGGUCGGAGCGUGCGCGGCCGGGGUGAGGGAGCCGGAGCCGGAGCCGGAGCCGGGCCGCCGCGGUGUGGAGAAGCUGCGUCGGAGCGCACGGGUUAUUAGAAAUGGCUACUCCACAGUCAGUUUUCGUCUUUGCAAUCUGCAUUUUAAUGAUAACAGAAUUAAUCCUGGCCUCAAAAAGCUACUAUGAUAUCUUAGGUGUGCCAAAGUCUGCCUCAGAGCGACAAAUCAAAAAGGCAUUUCACAAAUUAGCCAUGAAGUACCACCCUGACAAAAAUAAAAGCCCUGAUGCUGAAGCAAAAUUCAGAGAGAUUGCAGAAGCAUAUGAAACACUCUCGGAUGCCAAUAAACGGAAAGAGUAUGAUACAAUUGGACACAGUGCUUUUACUAAUGGCAAAGGACAAAGAGGAAAUGGAAGUCCUUUUGAGCAGUCAUUUAACUUCAAUUUUGAUGACUUAUUUAAAGACUUUAAUUUUUUUGGUCAGAACCAAAACACUCGGUCUAAGAAGCAUUUUGAAAAUCACUUCCAGACACGCCAGGAUGGUUCCAGUAGACAAAGGCAUCACUUCCAGGAGUUUUCUUUUGGAGGUGGACUGUUUGAUGAUAUGUUUGAAGACAUGGAGAAAAUGUUUUCUUUUAGUGGUUUUGAUACCACCAAUCGACACACAGUACAGACUGAAAAUAGAUUUCAUGGAUCUAGCAAGCACUGCAGGACUGUCACUCAGCGAAGAGGAAAUAUGGUUACUACGUACACUGAUUGUUCAGGACAAUAGUUGAAUCUUUUCUUGUUUCCACUAAGCCCACCUAGUUUAUUCUUCCUCACUAUGUCUGAUGAAAAAAAGUUUUCUGUGAACUAUUUUGGUAAAUGCAUGAUUUCACUUAUGUUAAGCAGUUUGUUAUAGGUAUUCCAUAUAUUGAAGUUCUUUAACAAAUUAAAACACAUUCAGCUAGUAGACAACUCUUAAUUAAUUUUCUUGAUUAGGAAAAGUUCUUUUGAAAAAUCAUUUGCAAGAUUUUUUUUUUCUUUUACCUGUCCUUUGGCUCAUUAAUUUGCCUCUACCCCCAAAAAGAAAAUUCCAAACAAAAUUCAGCCCAACAGAUACUGAACCAUUAAAUUUUAAAAGUUACCAUAGAUUUACAUUGUGUGAACUUGAAUAAUAUUUGCAGUGAAACCUCUGCGAAUUUAAAACUGCACGCCCUGUCGCCCCUGUGACUUGGGUUACUAAAUGUCUAUGAAGCUGUAAUUGAGUCAUUUAGUGAAGAAGACCAUUGUUUUGGCUAUUAGCCACUGAAAGCUUUAGAAAGUGAUGGUUUGAUGUUUACCACAGAAAGAUGCCUCUUCUACAGUAUAAUUGGUGUGAUGGGAAUGAUGUAUUGUACGUAGUUAAGCUGAAAAAGGUUUAAAACUUAGGAAAUAUUGCCAAGAAAUUGUGUUUUAGUACUGGGCUAAUGAUUUUGUAUGAUCAAAGUCAUAGCUUUCUAAACAUCUUUUUGAAUAUUUUUCUGUUUGUUGAUUUUCUAGGUCUUCGUAUGAAUUUGUUUUUUUGUUUUUGGUGUAUGUGUUUGUGUGUAGUUACUCUUUUGCACUUAUCUUUAUUUAGAGAUUGACUAAUACCUCAUUCUUUUUGUAAAAGCAGCCAGUAAUUUCUGUGCAACCUUAUUAUGUGCAAUAUUUUUAAAUUUUAAGAAAUGUAUGCUUUUGUUGUUAGAGUUAUUUCUUAGUUCUGCACUUUUCCAUGUUAUACUCCAUACGAGUAUUAAUCCUAUGGAUGCAUAUGAAAACUAGUAAUGUCUCAUACAACAUUGUGUGUGAGUCAGAGAAACUAUAAAUAUUUACAACCUGA
Molecule: messenger RNA, 2036 nt
Organism: Arvicanthis niloticus (Nile rat)
Lineage: Eukaryota; Metazoa; Chordata; Mammalia; Rodentia; Muridae
Gene: Dnajb9
Product: DnaJ heat shock protein family (Hsp40) member B9
Biological process (GO): ERAD pathway
Cellular component (GO): endoplasmic reticulum
Molecular function (GO): protein-folding chaperone binding; misfolded protein binding
Source: RefSeq, a predicted model, not a curated record